AAUUUGAAUCAGAAACCCCCACACCACACCACAACGCUCCCCCACGCCCCACCCAACAACGAACCGAACCUUGUCUGAAAUUCCCAUGGCGGAGGGUGAGAUCCAGAAGGUGGACCCAGAGACGGAGUUUCUGGCGUCCAAGAGAACCAGCGGGAACGAGUGGGAAAUCUUCAAGGAGAACGUCAGGCCUCUCAAGCGAGGCCGCAACGUCAACCUCCUCAACCACGCCCUCAGCUCUCACACCCACCACACCCUCAGAAAAACCCUCCUCCAACAACGAAGGAAACUCAUCGAAGCCAUAGACGAGUACCAAGGUCACGACCCUCUUCUCCCCUGGCUACAGUGUAUCAAGUGGGUUCAGGAGGCGUUUCCUCCUGGUGGAGACAGUUCGGGGCUGGUGGUGAUUUACGAGCAGUGUGUGCGUGCUUUUUGGCACUCGGACCGCUAUAAGGAUGAUUUGCGCUACCUCAAAGUGUGGCUUGAAUAUGCAGAUAAUUGCUUUGAUGCAGACGUUAUAUAUGCUUUUCUGGAUGCAAAUGGAAUUGGAAAAACUCAUUCCAAUUUCUACAUUUCAUAUGCUUUGCACUUGGAGUCUAAGAACAAGUUUAAAGCUGCCAACCAGACAUUUGAGCUUGGCAUAUCUAGGAAUGCGGAACCGAUUGAAAAACUGAAGGCUUCUUAUAGACUAUUUCUCGCACGCUCAAUGGCAAGGCCAAAAGCUAUAGAUGAUUCAGUGGAAAAACUGGCACCCACGCGUAGUUUUGGAACUGUUCUCGCCAAGGGAGACAAUCGUGAUCGUGCACCCCUGUCCACUUUGAACUGUGAUCCUUCUGCUAAGAAUGAUAGGACUCGAGCAGCUCCACUUUCCAUUUAUAAAGAUUCAGUUGCCACUGGUGAUACUGGUCCUCAUCAGCCAGACCUGUCGCACUCUUGGCUCACACUCGGAGCUAGAGCUGAUAGAAAUAAGGAAAACAAUGCAAUUCCUGGAAAGUGGAAGUCCUAUAAGAUUCCACAGCGACCUGGGACUAGAACUGGAGGAGCUACUGCAAGUGCUUUUAUCCCCGUGUUUGUUGAUGAAGAGUGUCAAGAUUCACGAAGUUUGAAAGCAGAGGACCGCAAGUCUUCAAGUUUGAAGAUUAGGCAAGAGGACGAGAAGGAAUUAAAAAGGGAAACAGAGCUACUAAGGAAGAACCCAUUACGCAACUUUCCUCAAAAUAGCCUCCCCAGAUAAUUCAAAGCCAUUCCUAUUGCUAUUGCAGAAGUAUGCAUUAUUUCUUCAACAAUUUGUGGCUCCGCUUUCUCCUAGAAAGCUUGGACCCACGUUUAAUUGUCGCUUCAAAUUUGUACUGAAAUUUCCGGUUUGUUUGUUUGAUUUGAUUGUACGAGUGUGUUUGGACUGAAAAUUUAAGAAAUUUGUAAUGUUGGUUGACAAAAUAA
Molecule: messenger RNA, 1437 nt
Organism: Cajanus cajan (pigeon pea)
Lineage: Eukaryota; Viridiplantae; Streptophyta; Magnoliopsida; Fabales; Fabaceae
Source: RefSeq, a predicted model, not a curated record